AGCAAAGCUGCAAAUGGACUGAAGUUCCAGGAGGGACAGAAGAUGGGGCGUCAUCUCCUUGAAGUCUUGAUUCCUGCAGUCAUUUCAACAUUCCUGCUUUGGGAGGGUGCCCAAUGCAAGAAAAAUGGUUACAGCCUUGAAGUGCCUUCUCAGGUGACUGUGCAGGUGGGGCUCCGUGUCAGCAUCCCCUGCAAUUUCACGUACGAUGCAUCUCGUGAUGACCCUCGUGCUCAGUUGCACGGAUAUUGGUAUGUGAAAGACAAGCGAAGUCGGAGGCCACGUUUAGUGGCCACCAGUAACCCAGACAGAAUUAAGGAGAUAGACCCUCGCGUUCAGCAUCGUUUUGAAGUGUCAGGGCCAGAACUGAACCAAGGCAACUGCUCCCUCGCCAUCCAUCACGCCGAAGCAGCUGACCAGGCGAUUUACCACUUCCGAAUGGAAAAAGGCCACAACAAAUACAGCUACUCUACAGCAGAAGAAAGCCUGUCCGUCAUCGUGACUGAAAGAAAACCAGAUAUAACUCUUUUUGGAUUACUGAGGGCAGGGCAGGUAGCAACCAUCACUUGUAUAGCCUAUCGGAGUCCUUCUUCAGACCAGCCCAAGAUCACCUGGACAGGCAUUUCCGGAGGGAAAAGCUUUCAGCGUGUGCGCAAUGAUAGAGUGGAGAGUUACCUAGACUUCACACCUACAGCAGCAGACCAUCUCCAAAACAUCACCUGCAAAGCCACUUAUUUCAGAGUGUCUGAAUAUGUGACUGUGGACAGGACAAUCACCCUCAAGGUCAACUAUCCCCCAAGGAAACUACAGUUCCCCGGGCACCUUACACGUCCCAGCGGAGAUGUGCGGCACUUCACAAACUUCUCCCAGAUCGUUCCCCAGGAAGGCGACUCUCUCGUGGUUCAUUGCGAGGUGGACAGCAACCCUGAGAGCUUUGUGAGCUGGAAGCUGAGAUUCCCAGGAACUCGCCUCCACAUAUAUAAUGACGAACUGAGGCUUUCAAAAAUGGAAUCAGAGGAUGAGGGUAAAUACGAGUGCCGGGCAAGCAACACUGAAGGUUACACUGAAGGCAGCAUCUACAUCCGCCUACAUCGCGAGUGA
Messenger RNA from Heteronotia binoei (common prickly gecko), 1098 nucleotides. RefSeq names its product sialic acid-binding Ig-like lectin 8. NCBI's taxonomy places the organism in Eukaryota, Metazoa, Chordata, Lepidosauria, Squamata, Gekkonidae. The coding region runs from base 43 to 1098 and encodes 351 amino acids. The transcript is spliced from 5 exons. The record is from RefSeq and is a predicted model, not a curated record.